UAAGAAUCAACAUACACCAUACACCACGUGUGACGUGUUACACAAGUGUAGCUCUGCUAUAUUGUUCAUAUUUUACUUUUGUACAUGUAAGAAUUGCAAGUUAAUUACAAAAAAUGGGAAAAGGCCACAGGCAUCAGAAAAAUUUGAAGUCAGAAAAGGCGAAAGUUAAAUUGAAAACUAAGGCGACUAAGACUAAGCACCUGCCAAAAGGCCUCAAUGUUACUGAUACGACAUUUAAAGUGAAAAAAAUUCUUAUUCGGGACCAGUUAAAGACGCAAAAUGAAACAGAUAUAGUUAGUCGACGAAACUUGAAUAUAAAGGAACUCAUAACACGACUUCAUCAUUACAACAGUUCUGUUCGUCAGGAGGCAGUAAAGGGAUUGAAAGAUAUUUUGUCGCAUUACUCUUCAAAGAUUUUGAGCUCUCAACUCCAUUCUUUGCUUCAAAGCAUUGCCGCUUUGUCCCUUGACAAAGAGAAAAGCGUUCGAAGAGAUGCUCUGAAAGCUUUGAAUUUAAUCUUAAAUCCGGUAUCAAAUGAUCAGCUAGAACCUUUUUUCGAUAUAUUAAUAUCGUACCUGAGUUGCGCCAUGACUCAUAUUGAUCCGAACAUUAAGGAAGAUUCUCUCUUGUUCUUGGAUGUUUUAGCUGAGAAUUGUGGAGUUCUACUCGCUCGUAGCAGUCACAAAGUUUUGCCGAAUUUCUUGGACAUGAUUUCCCAAUUGCGAACAGAGUCAAGGCUGGAAAGACAGUUGACAACGACUUUAAAUUCUAAGCAGACAAGUAUCAGGUGGAGAAUCAACGUCCUUAAUAGAUUGGGCAACAUUCUGACGUCUAUGAUUACUGUAAAAAAGUGUCAAAAACGACAAAACAAUGAUUUUACUUAUAAAUCAGAAGAGAUAAGCGUUACAAAAAAUUUAACACAUGUACCGAUUUUCCGAAAAAACUACUUGUGGAUACACCAGCGAAAUCUUAGUAGAGGGCAGGAAAUAAAUAUCCAGGUUGGCAGUGGCUCGGAGGUUGAAGAGAUGAAGAAAUUCAUUCACGUUUUAAUGCUGUUGAUGGUUGAAAGCUGGAUAGAAGUUGCUCCGAAGCAAAGUGGAACUGCACAGUCAAAUCUCGUCAUAACUAAUGAAGCUUCAAGUUUAUUGAAUACAAUUAUGAAAAUAAUGGAACUGUUAAUUGAAUAUGUGGAUAUCUUUGAAGCAGAAUUAGGCAAAAAUGCAAUCGGAAUCUGGUUCAACAAUAGCUUCCGUAAGAUGUUUGAAAACAGUAUUCUUGAGAAUUUCCCUUACUGCGAGACAAGGAUAUUUACAAAGUUGAAGAAAAGACAAGAUGAUUUUACACCAGUUUACAUAAAUACCAAAUGUUUGGAACAAAAUUUGGCUAUUUGUCACGUAUACGUAUGGUUAUCGUCAAAAAACUUCACUAACGGUAGCACUCACGCUGCUAAAGGUCCAGCUCUGCGUGUUCUUCAAUAUAUGAUUGAGAGACUGGAAGAUUGGUCGAGCGGGGAUAAUUUUGCUCUUCAGCAAUUGAUCAGAUCCGUAAAGUGUUUGCUCCUUCGAGCGAGCAAGAUUUGGUAUCAUAAUAAAAUCAAUUUGGGAUCAAUAUUGCAGGCUAUGAUCAAUGUUCAAUCGAAGCAUGCAAAAAAAGAUUUGCGAUCUCAGCUUUUUGAAGUUCUUACAAAAAUUAUUCUGGAUCAUGAUGCUACGGAAUUACACAGGGAGGCUGCAUUUAAGGAGUUUAUUGCUUCGCUACCAAAUUUUUUGCUCAAACACAGUAUUCACGAGGAUACAUUGAAGAUGUUAAACAGAGUUGUACUUCAAUACAGAAAAUGGAUUGAAAAUAGUCUUCGAGAUAAACACGAAGAAAUUAUCGAAAAUGCGAAGAAAAUUGAAAUCAUUGGAUCCGAUGAUGAAAAACGUUCCCGUCUUUCAAUAUGCAACCUUUUUUACUUCAUAGAUGGACAAGUAUAUUACUGAAACCCACUUACUGUUAUUUUGUCCACAUUGAUAAUCAGUAACCGAUGUGAUAUACAUUAUCUAGGAUAAACAUUAUCAUUCUGUACAGAUUUUGAAUAAAAAUACU
Messenger RNA from Diprion similis, 2088 nucleotides. Its product is annotated as testis-expressed protein 10 homolog. The record is from RefSeq and is a predicted model, not a curated record. NCBI's taxonomy places the organism in Eukaryota, Metazoa, Arthropoda, Insecta, Hymenoptera, Diprionidae. Gene Ontology annotation, cellular component: nucleus; MLL1 complex. The transcript has 5 exons. Bases 114 to 1982 code for a protein of 622 amino acids.